Molecule: messenger RNA, 3427 nt
Organism: Pararge aegeria (speckled wood butterfly)
Lineage: Eukaryota; Metazoa; Arthropoda; Insecta; Lepidoptera; Nymphalidae
Product: zinc finger protein 595-like
Exons: 13
Coding region: 111-1889 (592 amino acids)
Biological process (GO): regulation of transcription by RNA polymerase II
Molecular function (GO): DNA-binding transcription factor activity; RNA polymerase II cis-regulatory region sequence-specific DNA binding; zinc ion binding
Source: RefSeq, a predicted model, not a curated record
CGUUCUUUUUAGUGUAAACAAAACAAACACUCGGUACUUUUUGCAAUAAGUUUUCGCAGGUUUUAAAACGAAAAUAUAAUCAAGAACUUACUGAAAUCGAAUAAGUUAUCAUGGAGGCAAGACCAGUUAAGAUUUGCUGCGGUUGCCUUAAUACCGGGCGCAAAAUGAUAGCUAUUAGAGAUAUCCAUUUACUAAAGUGUUUUUUGGAAAUAAUAAAUAGAAACCGGGUAUCAAUUUUCGGCAGCGAGCUUUUGCAACUAUGUUACGAAUGCACUGCAUUGCUGUUCAAGUUUACUAACUUCAAGUUCCAAGUUAUUACUAGCUACAGAACUUUUCAAAAUUAUUGUAAGCAGAAAACAGAACCGUUUACCCGUCUGAAAUCAGAGAAACUACGAAACGUAGAUAUAACAAACUGCCCACAGACCAACGAGCCAAUAGUGUAUUUAGUACAAGAUAUAAAAACAGAGAGCGACACAGAUGAUGUACUUGAAGAUGCAGACAAUGCGAGAGAGGAGCUGUCAGCUCAGGAGGAGGUGCUUAUUGAACAAGAGUUGGUUAAGAUUAAGAAAAAAAAGAAGAAACCACCUGCCAAAUUGGAGAAGGAGACAGAAAUAGAGUUUAUAGAAAUGAUACUCAAUGAGAGGGAAAUAGAACAGGAGAGAACUGUGCUAAGGCUGAGAGAUGAUUACAUGAAUGCAAUGUUUACCUGCACGAAUUGUAUACUCACUUUUCCCAAUGAGGACGAUCUGAAUGAACACACAGAUUUGAAACAUGACUUGAACGCGUCGCACUUCAAGUGUGCUAUAUGCUCGUGCUCGUUCGGCUCAGAGGUCUCGUACAACUACCACGUCAACAAGCACACACGACGCUACCGGUGCGUAGUUUGCUCGGACAUGUUCGCGAGCAAGCGCGCCGCUAGCAAGCACUACGGCUCGACGCAUAGCCACGGAACAGAAUAUGAUUUGGACGAAAAUAAUGGCAAUGCAAAUCAGAACGCUGUCGACAAUAGCGGAGAGAAGAACUCGAGCCCUCAGGACCAGAACACGUUCCCGUGCCAGUUCUGCGCGAAGAUCUUCAAAUGGAGAACCUCACUGAGGAAGCAUUUGGAGACUCACCGAAUAGAGACCGGAGAGAAGAGAAAACCUUACUGUGAGCCUUGCAGUUUGUCUUUCACCACGACACCGAAUCUCCAAAAGCAUGUCAGGACAAGUUCUAAACACAAAAUACAAUUGAAACUCCGAAAACUCAACGAAAACGGCGUGGCCGGAACGCUGAAGCAAUUGAAGAAAAAGGCGGAACUUAUGGACGAAAUAAAAUCGACGGUUACCAAAUCGCAACCCAAAUACUGCUGUCAGCAAUGCGACAAGGUUUUCCUGUGGAGGGGGAACCUGUUGAGACAUCUUCACAGCCACGCUGCGAAAGCUAAAGGCGAUUUAGUGUGUAAACCCUGUAACAGAACUUUUUCAUCGAUAGCUACGUACCAACAGCAUAUGAAAAUAAGCAGAAAACACGUCUCCGAGGAAGAUUUCAAGUACAUGUGUAGCGAUUGCGGAAAACGUUUCCCCACAAAGUUACAUCUGCGGGAUCACAUAAAUUGGGAGCAUCUCAAGAACUUCGUGUACACUUGCGACGAAUGCCAGAAGGUGUUCAAAACUAGCAAUUCGGUGUAUCUACACAAACAGGCGGUUCACAAUAAAGAUACGUUGGAGCAUCUAUGCGAUCACUGCGGGAAGCCGUUUCCGAACAACGCCAAGCUACGCAGCCACAUCCUGGGUACACAUAAUGGCGGCGUGCAACAUCAGUGCGGGCUGUGCGAGGCCAGGUUUAGCUGGCAAUCUUGCCUGUCGAGGCAUAUGAGGCAGAAACAUCGGAAGACUGCCGUACAAUGAGUCACUAGUGAGUUUCUUUUGAGUCACCAAUGAGUAUCAGUCGAGUCACUAAUGAGUUACUGUAGAGUCACUAAUGGGUUACUGUCGAGUAUACAAUGAGUUACUGUCGUGUCGCAAUCGAGUCACCUAUAAGCUACUAUCGAGUAACCGUCGAGUCACCAAUUGGUAACUAAUGAGUUACAAUUGUGUCAAUAGUGAGUUACUUUUAAGUCACCGAUGAGUAUCAGGGAGUUAAUAUCGUGUUACUGGCGAGUCUCUAAUGAGAAACUAUUGAGUUACUGUCGUGUCGCUAUCGAGUCACCUAUAAGCUACUAUCGAGUAACCGUCGAGUCUCCAUUGGGUAACUAAUGAGUUACAAUUGUUUCACUAGUGAGCUACUUUUAAGUCACCAAUGAGUAUCAGUAAGUUACUAUCGUGUUACUGGCGAGUCUCUAAUCAGAAACUAUUGAGUUACCGUCGAGUCACCAAUGGGUUAUUAAAGAGUUACUAUUGUAUCACUAUUGAGUUGAUGACUGAAUUGUUUGAUAUGCUAAUAGACAUUAGGCGUUAACAUAUUAUUAAAAAAAACAUCGUUUAUGUAAGCUCCAAUGAAUUACUUUCCGAGUCACAAAUGAGUUAUCGUCCAAACAGCCACAUCGUAGGCGUACUCAGUGCUGUGCAGGGACAGUGCGCGUUGUACGAGGACAUAUUCAGCUGGCAAUAUUACCUCUUAAGACACAUGAGGCAGAAACAUCGAAAGACUGUCGAACAAUGAGUCACUAGUGAGUUCUUUUUGAGUCACCAAUGAGUAUCAGUCGAGUCACUAAUGAGUUCCUGUUGAGUCACCGAUGAGUUAGUGUCAAGUUACUAUCGAUUUUUGAGUCACCAAUGAGUAUCAGUCGAGUCACUAAUGAGUUCCUGUUGAGUCACCGAUGAGUUAGUGUCAAGUUACUAUCGAUUUUUGAGUCACCAAUGAGUAUCAGUCGAGUCAGUAAUGAGUUCCUGUUGAGUCACCGAUGAGUUAGUGUCAAGUUACUAUCGAUUCACCUAUAAGUUACUAACGUAUAACUGCUGUUUCUCAAAGAGAAACUAUCAAGUCCACUAAUAUGUUACUAUUGCGUCACUAGCGAGUAGAUGACUGAACUGUUUUAUAUGCAAUAUGAAAUCCUAUAGCGUUCCUCAAGAAAUUAGCUGUCAAAUUCAAAAAGGAUUUUUCGAAUCAGACAGUUAUUUCUGGAGUUAAGUUAAAAAAAAACCACAUAAACUCUUUAUUUUUAAGAUUAGCGUACCUAUACAUUAAUUUAUUUUUAAGGUUUAAGUUAUUGAUUUACUAGAUUUUACCCGGGGCUUCGCUCGCGUGGUAAUUUGAAUAACUUUGGCAUGAGAGGUGAUUUUUAGCAUCGAGAUAGUUUAUGAGCUAAUCCCGGAAAAAUGCAAGCAAGCGAGCAAGUUCGAGCGUGAGCGUAAGCGUAUCUUCCCACAGGAACUGUGCAUUUCCCCCUGCAACUGUCUCUAUGCAAAAAUUCACAUCAAUCCGUUACUCUGUUGCUGCGUCAUUG